Molecule: messenger RNA, 558 nt
Organism: Thelazia callipaeda (thelaziosis nematode)
Lineage: Eukaryota; Metazoa; Nematoda; Chromadorea; Rhabditida; Thelaziidae
Source: the annotation of a GenBank genome assembly
AUGGAAAGUGAACCUCGAGAAAAGGCUUAUACGUUUGUGACGUACACAGCGUUGACCUUCUCCUUAGUAUCAAUCUUGGCCAUUUUUGUUACUUUACCUAUGGUUAAUAACUACGUGAACAGUAUCAAUGCCAGGGUUGCUGAAGAAGUUGAAUACUGUCAGACAUCAGCUCGUGAAGUAAUGCUUGAAAUGCGGGACUACCGUGCACCAUCAGGACUAGAUAAAGUAAUUUCAGUCGUUGAUGGCAGUAAUUAUAAAGCACUUAAUAUUACUCGUGCUAAAAGGCAAUCUGGAUGUGAAGGAUGUUGUUUACCUGGGGCACCAGGUCCAGAUGGAAUUCCUGGCAAGCCAGGAAUGCCAGGACGUCCUGGAGCACUAGGUGCUCCGGGAUUCCCAGGAAGACCACCAAGGCAGGCUGAUUUUUUCUUUCGAUACUUUUUAAGCACAUUAGUACAAAUUCAGAUUUGCGAAGAGUUAGAACCACCGCCAUGCAAGCCAUGCCCACCAGGCCCUCCAGGACCACCUGGAUCCGGCGGUGAUAAAGGUUUGUCUUUUUAA